GUAUUCUCCCGGACCCCUUCGCCGUCGACGACGAACACUUCAUUCUCCACGAACUCGAUGGUGGCAAGCACACUCUCGGCCUCGCUUGGGCGUGCUCUUCGCAGCAGCGCAGCGCGCUACCCUCGCCGCCCAUUGCGGUCGUUUGCGACUGCAGCCAACAUCCCUCACCCCCAGCUGCAGACCUCGACCCUUCCUAAUGGCCUGACGGUUGCAACUGAGACGCACCCUCACGCGCAGACAGCGACGGUGGGCGUGUGGAUUGACGCGGGGUCGAGGGCGGAGACGGACGCGACGAAUGGCACGGCACACUUCCUCGAACACAUGGCGUUCAAGGGCACCAACCGCCGCUCCCAGCACCAGCUCGAGCUGUCUGUUGAGAGCCUCGGUGCGCACCUGAACGCGUAUACAUCGCGCGAGCAAACGGUGUACUACGCCAAGUGCUUCUCCAAGGACGUCGGCACGAGCGUGGACAUCAUCAGCGACAUCCUCCAGAACUCGACCCUGGACGCCGCCGCGAUCGAGAGGGAGCGGGACGUGAUUCUGCGCGAGCAGCAGGAGGUGGACAAGCAGUUGGAGGAGGUUGUCUUCGACCACCUGCAUGCUGUUGCCUUCGCCAACCAGCCCCUGGGACGGACCAUCCUCGGCCCUAAGCAGAACAUCCUCUCCAUCAAGCGCGACGACCUCUCGUCGUACAUCAAGACGAACUACACUGCCGACCGCAUGGUCCUCGUCGGCACUGGCGGUGUCGACCACGAGCAACUCGUCAAGUACGCCGAGCAGCACUUCGCCAACCUCCCUGUCUCUCCCAACCCCAUCCCCCUUGGCCGCCUCUCUCACCCCAAGACCAAGUUCACCGGCGCCGAGGUCCGCAUCCGUGAUGAUUCCCUCCCGACUGCGCACGUCGCAAUCGCCGUCGAGGGUGUCGGCUGGAGCUCGCCCGACUACUUCCCGCUGCUCGUCAUGCAGAGCAUCUUCGGCAACUGGGACCGCUCGCUCGGUGCUGCCGGCCUCAUGUCCUCGCGUCUGUCGCACAUCAUCUCGUCGAACAACCUCGCCAACAGCUUCAUGUCGUUCUCGACGAGCUACUCGGAUACGGGUCUCUGGGGUAUCUACCUCGUCACCGAGAACCUCAUGAACAUGGACGACUUGGCGCACUUCACUCUCCGCGAGUGGACGCGCAUGUCCAUCGCGCCCACGGACGUCGAGGUCGAGCGCGCCAAGAGCCAGCUCAAGGCGUCUCUCCUCCUUUCUCUCGACGGCACCACUGCCAUUGCCGAGGACAUCGGCCGCCAGCUCGUCACCAGCGGCCGUCGCCUGACGCCCAAGCAGAUCGAGUUCAUCGUCGACUCUGUCACCAAGGAGGACAUCAAGCGGGUAGCGCAGAAGUACCUCUGGGACAAGGAUAUCUCUAUCGCUGCUGUAGGUCCUAUCGAUGGUCUCCUCGACUACAACCGUAUCCGCGCGGACAUGUCGUCGCUGCUCUACUAGAGCGGUGAAUGGAGGUAGUCGUGUGGGACAUUGUUGUGUAGUUAUCGUCGUAAUGCUAGCCAGCUUGCGAGUAGACUAAAAGUAUCUACACCUCUUCUUCUAGACGAGAGUUGGCUUAAUUUCCGUUCACC
Molecule: messenger RNA, 1619 nt
Organism: Dichomitus squalens LYAD-421 SS1
Lineage: Eukaryota; Fungi; Basidiomycota; Agaricomycetes; Polyporales; Polyporaceae
Product: mitochondrial processing peptidase beta subunit
Exons: 4
Coding region: 58-1488 (476 amino acids)
Cellular component (GO): mitochondrion
Molecular function (GO): metalloendopeptidase activity; metal ion binding
Source: RefSeq, a predicted model, not a curated record